Megalops cyprinoides (Indo-Pacific tarpon) is the source of this 1682-nucleotide messenger RNA. Its product is annotated as probable flap endonuclease 1 homolog. The record is from RefSeq and is a predicted model, not a curated record. Gene Ontology annotation, cellular component: nucleus. Lineage: Eukaryota; Metazoa; Chordata; Actinopteri; Elopiformes; Megalopidae. The transcript is spliced from 11 exons. Gene Ontology annotation, molecular function: 5'-3' exonuclease activity; DNA binding; magnesium ion binding. The coding region runs from base 79 to 1140 and encodes 353 amino acids.
UGUUGGUGUUUUGAUACUGGUCUCAGAUCUGAACCCAUCAUACGAACUGGAAGCAUUUAAUUCUGUGAAGUUAUUAUCAUGGGCAUUACUAAACUUUGUGAUUUAAUUCGCAGAGAAGCACCCAAUUCAGUCUCUUACAAGGAAAUUAGCGACUAUACAGGGAAAGUUAUUGCUGUGGAUACAUCCAUCGUUCUGAACCAGUUCCGCACCGCUGUCCCCGGAAUCCACAACCGCAAUGGGGUGAACCUGAGUCCUUUCACUGGUCUGUUCUAUCGCACCUUGCACUUUCUGGAACACGACAUCAAACCCGUCUUUGUGUUCGACGGAUGUCCGCCCGCACAGAAAAAAACUGUGCUGGAGAAAAGAGCAAAGGCAGCUGGCAUGACUGGCUCCUACAGAUACAACCCAGUUUCCACAAAGAUCCAGGACUGCCAGCGCCUCCUGAAGCUCUUGGGUGUGCCUUACAUCCAGGCGCCUGGAGAUGGGGAGGCGCUCUGUGCCCAGCUGGUGAAGGAGGGGAAGGUGGACGCCGUGGCCUCGGAGGACAUGGACACCAUGGCUUUCGGGAGCAAUCUGCUCAUCCGCCAGCUCAACGCUAAGAAGUCCAGUGAGGUCACAGAGUACUCUCUGCCCAAGUUGUUGGCUGCUCUGAAGCUGAAAUACGAAGAGUUCAUAGAUCUGUGCAUCCUGCUGGGCUGUGACUACUGUGAGAAGAUACAGGGCCUGGGACCCAAGAAAGCGCUGGCGCUGAUCCAGCAGCAUAAGACCAUAGAGAACGUGGUAUUGAACAUCAACAGAAGGACACACCCCGUCCCGCAGUGCUGGAGGUACAGGGAUGCUCGCAGGCUCUUCAUGGAGACUCCCGUGGGGAACGAGCCAGACCUGGCCUGGGCAGAGCCCAAUGAGGACGGGCUGGUCAACUUCCUGUGCCACGAGAAGCAUGUGAAAGUGGACCGGGUACGAGGCAGGAUGGAGAAGUUCCGUCAAAAUCUGAAGGAGAGGAGGAGAGAGCGAGAGGAGGACAAAAAGGCUGGGAAGAGCCAGCAGACGCGGAUGGAGGACUUCUUCCGUGUGACUCGUAAGAGGCAGGCGUCAGAGGUUCCAGACGCCACCCACAAAAAAAGAGCCAAGCAUCAGUGACCCUUUGGAAAUGGCUGCUAGGGUGAGCAGCAUCAUUUCAUUUUCUUGGGUGAAUCCUCUCCUGUUUGACAGAUGAAGAUCAAGAGUAAUGGAUCAUAACGGAAUGCAUUUGUAAACCAGCUUUCAGCCUCUCCAUGUUCCCAACGCCCUUUACAGUGACUCACCUCAACUACCACCAUGUAUACCACCCACAUGUGUGAUGCGUGGCAGCCAUUUUGUGCCAGAACACUCUUCACACAUCAUCUGAACUGGAGUGUGAGGGCAUGAUUUAGCCAAAUUGGGGGAUUUUUGGGCCAUGUGUGCCAUUAAAAAGGCCUCAUUGGGGAUUUGGCCAGGACAGCACGAAACCCCCUACUCCUUGCAAUAAGUGUCACGGGAUAAGGGCCACAGAGAGUCAGGACCUGAGUUUUCUGUUUAUUUUCAGUGUUUUUUUGUUUUUUUUUGACAGUGACAUCAUCUGAAACCUUCUGUUGUCUUUAUUAUGCCAUCCCAUCAUUUUGUUUGAUAAUGUAAAACGAUUUUAACUUUUCAAUCAUUCCAUA